UACUUGUCCAACAAGCAAUAGUCACCAAAUUAAUUACGAUGCCGCGUCCUCUUCUGCCACCAGGGUUCAGAUUUCAUCCCACGGAUGAAGAGCUCAUCACCCAUUAUCUAAAGAAGAAGAUCUCGUCGCCUCUUUCUCCUCUACUCUCUAUUAUCGCCAACAUCGAUCUCUACAAGUUUAAUCCAUGGGAGCUUCCUGGCAAAGCUUUGUUGGGAGAAGAUGAGUGGUUUUUCUUCACACCAAGGGAUCGAAAGUACCCAAAUGGCGUUAGGCCGAACCGGACAGCUGGAUCUGGUUAUUGGAAAGCCACCGGGGCGGACAAACCGAUCCUCAACUCCUCCGGGCUGCAGUGUAUUGGGGUGAAAAAGGCUCUGGUCUUCUACCAAGGUUAUCCUCGCAAGGGCAUGAAAACUGAUUGGAUCAUGCACGAAUACAGGCUUCUUGAUGACAACCACGCCCACCCUAGGAUUAAGGGAUCAAUGCGAGUAAGCUGUUCGAGUUUAUUUUUAUCUGUUUGCCCUAAUUUCGAAACCCUAACUUUUCGGGCGCAAAUAUUAAGAGACCUUUAA
Diospyros lotus (date-plum) is the source of this 569-nucleotide messenger RNA. Its product is annotated as NAC transcription factor 56-like. Gene Ontology annotation, molecular function: DNA binding. Gene Ontology annotation, biological process: regulation of DNA-templated transcription. The transcript is spliced from 2 exons. Bases 39 to 569 code for a protein of 176 amino acids. The record is from RefSeq and is a predicted model, not a curated record. NCBI's taxonomy places the organism in Eukaryota, Viridiplantae, Streptophyta, Magnoliopsida, Ericales, Ebenaceae.